Messenger RNA from Talaromyces proteolyticus, 1131 nucleotides. RefSeq lists its product as uncharacterized. NCBI's taxonomy places the organism in Eukaryota, Fungi, Ascomycota, Eurotiomycetes, Eurotiales, Trichocomaceae. The transcript has a single exon. Bases 1 to 1131 code for a protein of 376 amino acids. The record is from RefSeq and is a predicted model, not a curated record.
AUGAUAGGAAUCAUUGUACAUGCUUCUGCACAGAUAUCUCUGUCUAUAGUGAAUCAAUUCACUGAAGAUAAACCUACCAAUGUUUACGUCACAGGCGUCGACUCAAACAACAAUUGGGUGUUGUUGCAACCUGACGGCACUUGGUAUCACCCGAAUCCACAGUCCAUAACACCAGUCCCGAUCACUGCUGGCAUUGAACUUCCUGUGGGAAAACCAGGAACCACAACUACUUUCAAUCUACCGGGAUAUAUCUCGUCCGGACGCGUCUGGGUUGCCGCUGGCACUCUGGCCUUCUACGCAUAUGAAAACUUCGGUGUAGUUACACUCAUUCAACCGUCUGUCAUUGAUAAUCCAGCGACCAAAUAUGAUUUUAUAGAAUUUUCUAAUAUUGAAAGCGAUGGUCUCUUCGUCAACCUCAGCUAUGUAGACUUUGUUGGUCUUACACUUGCCAUCUCCGUAAAAUCAGCAGACGGUAGCGUGCAAACAGCUCCGGGUUUUGGGACCGCCGCCUGCAAACAGAUUUGUAGCCAACUGCAAAUCGUCGAGACUGAUCAGCCUUGGGAUAAACUUUGCGUGACAGAUGCUGCGAAUGAUAUAAUUCGAAUAUUUUCUCCAAGCACCUACAUAAGUCUUGAUCCAAGCGCUUUUCAAGGAUACUAUACUAACUAUGUGGACAAUAUCUGGACCACAUACAACAGCCGCCCUCUAAUUAUCGACACCGAGGGUCCUGCUGGCAAAAUCCAAUGCACGACGGCAGGUAACAUCCUCAACUGCGAAAAUAGCAGCCGAAAUUACGCAAAGCCUACUGCAGCAGAUAUCUUUAGCUGCAGCACUGGACCGUUCACGAUCGAUGCGAGUGACAAUAGCAUCCAUCUGGCGGUGGUUCCACGUCUCUGUGCGGCCUUUCAGAGGUCCACCCUGUCUCUGGAAGGCGGAAAUACCCAACCAAAUCUAGAAUCAACGUCAUAUUAUACCAUCUCUCCAACUAAUUACUACAGUAAAUAUGUGCACAGUCAUGAGACUGAUGGAAAAGGCUAUGCAUUUCCAUAUGAUGAUGUCAAAGAGAGCCAGUCUGGUCUUAUUUAUUCAAAGGAGCCGAAAGAAUUGAAAAUUACUGUGACUGAAUGUUAA